AUGUCAGGAAGCAAAGUGUUUCUAACGUAUAAGCGAAAGCGGCAAUCAAGAACAGAUCCUGUACAGGGACAUGAGUGCCGUAAUUCACUUUUUGUUGCUCCCAAUGAUACUUCUUUAAGCAAACCACCAGACUUGCAAGUUCAUUUGAUUGAUAAGCGUUCAUCAGAAAAUUACAACAGAAAUUCUGCGCACUGUGGAAAAUGCCUUCAGUCGUAUCAUCUCCAAUGCCUAGAUAAGCCCCAUGAGGAAAAGAAACACAUUGAAGUGUCUGGCACAAGACAAAUACCAAUUAAAACCAUUCCGACAAGUCUUGAUGAGGUUCCUUCCCAAAGGGAUGCAUAUGGGAAUAAGUCUAGUGGCAAGAAAGUAGGCUCAUCUUCAAAUGCUAAUGCUGGAGCAUUGGUUGAUGAUAAUAAUGUUGGAGGGAGUUCUUAUGAAGAAACUUCCCCUGAAAACUGCUCAGUAGAUCAUGAAGCAGAUUUGAAGCACUCCAGAGAGAACUUAUUGGUUUCUUAUAUUUUAAUUGCUUACUUCAUUCAUCGGGACAGUUUGAUGCAUGAAGAAGAACAACUUCAUGAUGAGGAAAAGACAGGCAGUGACGCCUUACAACAGGCUGGAGAAGUACUUGGCCAGAGUGCUCAAAGUGCAAUGGAUGUUGAAGUUCUUUGCAUGGAUCAUUUAAGAAAAAGUAGUGAUACUAGAGACUCCUCUUCUGAAGCUGAAACUCUAUGUAAACCAGGAAAAACCCAUGCAUUGAUAAGAGAUGAAGCUCAAGUUUUAUCAAGUGCUGAUCCUAGCCUAGGCGCCUAG
Molecule: messenger RNA, 810 nt
Organism: Prunus armeniaca (apricot)
Lineage: Eukaryota; Viridiplantae; Streptophyta; Magnoliopsida; Rosales; Rosaceae
Source: the annotation of a GenBank genome assembly